This is a messenger RNA of Gaeumannomyces tritici R3-111a-1, 840 nucleotides long. RefSeq lists its product as hypothetical. Gene Ontology annotation, cellular component: transcription factor TFIIH holo complex. The record is from RefSeq and is a predicted model, not a curated record. Lineage: Eukaryota; Fungi; Ascomycota; Sordariomycetes; Magnaporthales; Magnaporthaceae. The transcript has a single exon. Bases 1 to 840 code for a protein of 279 amino acids.
AUGACGGAAAGUCAGCAGACAGACAAUCAUGAACCCGGCGGAUUUUUCCCUCCAGGAGCCCUCCCUUCACCUGCCCCCAGCAGCUUAUCUACCACGUCCGCGGCGGGACUGCCUCGUCCACGCGCAACACCGCUGCGGCCUGGAUCGAUCAAGGAGAAUAAUGUCAGAAGGUUCAUGGAGCGCCAGCUGCUUAGCAUAGGCGCUCGCGCAAUAAAAAGGUCGGCAGCCGACGAGCCAGGGAUUGUGCCCGGAUUCCGAUCUAUGGGCGAGCUAUGCAAAGAGCUGGACGUCAUCCUAAACCUUCUCUGGCAGACUGGCACCCCGAGCCUCCAGGUCCCGUACUUGUUGAACAUUGCCAACGAUCUCACCGACUGGCUGGAGUCUCUCAAGCCAGACCUGGCUCCGACCUUCUCCGCUCUGCAUAAACUGGACCACUUCUUUGCUAGCUUGGUGGCGGGGCGCGACGUCCUGACCGGAGAGGUGCUCCCUGGCUUCGAAUAUGGCCCGGCCAUGAGCCGCACUGACAUGGUCAGGUGCAGGAGCUUAGCGGAGCAGACGCGGGUACAGAUGGUAAACGUUAUGAGGCGAGCCUCCGAUCCGGAGGAAGAAGGGGAGGAAGAGGGAGAAGGAGAAGGCGGUACGACUUCGGUUGACGAUGCGGAGACGACGGACGGUGACACCACAAUGGAUGAUGGGGAUGGCAAAAAGUCUUGGAAAGAGAUCCUAAGCGAGGAAGAUGACGACGACGACCAGAUGGAUGUUGGCCGUGUCUAUGAGAAGACCCUGGUCGGGCUGGGGGCAGAGCUUGGUGACGGCCCACCCAUUGGCAUCAUCGUCUGA